GUAGGAGUAAUACAGAGAAUCUAUUAUUCUUCUAAAUAUUCCACUCUUUUCCAUUCACUCUAUUUUUUCUCUUUAAAUUUUGACUUCUUCUUCUUCAUAACUUCCUUCAACAUUUAAACCUCUUCUUCAUUACCACCACCAAUUCCUUAAUUCCAAAAAAUGCUCAUUUAAUCCAAAAUCUUUCUUCUCUAAAACCCACAAAUCCACCAUGAUUAUCAAUUUCCAUAAAUUAAUUAUCUCCCUAAUCACAUUCUUAACCUUCUUCUUAAUCCUUAGAUUAUUCCUUAAACGCAAAAUCAGAACUUCUAAAUUCAAAAAAUGGUGGAUUAUCAUCUCCGAUAAAUUUCACGAUCAUCAAUUUCUUAAGGUCCCUGAAUUUAAUGAAAAUUCUCAAGAGAAUCAACUUUUCCGGCGAGUUUCACUUUACCUUAAUUCUCUUGAAUCUCUAGAAAAUUCCGAUUAUACGAAUCUUUUUUCCGGGUCAAAUCCUACCGAUAUACUCCUUUCCCUUAGCCCGAAUCAAACCAUAAUCGAUAAUUUCCUUGAAGCUCAUCUCGUAUGGAAAUACGACGUCGUUGUAUCUCCAAACGACAAUUCAAACACGAAAUCCUUCCUGUUAAGAAUCAGAAAACGGGAUAAACGACGCGUUUUACGCCCUUAUCUUCAACACAUCCACACCAUCUCCGAUGACAUAGACCACCGUGUAAGAGACAUUCGUCUUUUUACAAACUCAUCUACAGGUUGGAAAACAGUGCCGUUUACUCAUCCAGCAAGUUUCGAAACGGUUUCGAUGGAUGCCGAAUUGAAAAUCAAGAUCAAAUCCGAUCUCGAAACGUUUCUUAAAUCCAAACAAUAUUACCACCGUUUAGGGCGUGUUUGGCGGAGGAGUUAUUUGUUGUAUGGUCCAUCAGGUACUGGAAAAUCAAGCUUUGUUUCUGCCAUGGCGAAAUGUUUAUCUUACGAUGUUUACGAUCUCGAUAUCUCCAAAAUUGAAAAUGAUUCCGACCUCAAAUUCAUCUUACUCCAAACAAGUCCUAGAUCAUUGAUUCUUGUCGAGGAUUUCGAUAAGUAUGUUGUCAAACCGCCGUCAUCAAUGGCGGUAUCCAUGUCUGGGUUAAUGAAUUUCAUGGAUGGGGUUGUGAAUUCUUGCUGUGAAGAACGGGUAAUGGUUUUCACCAUGACGGGUAAGGAAGAAAUUGACCCGGCAAUACUUCGUCCGGGUCGGAUUGAUGUUCAUAUUUAUUUUCCUUUAUGUGAUUUUAAUAAUUUCAAGAGUUUAGCAAAUAAUUAUUUAGGGAUUAAAGAACAUAAAUUGUUUUCUCAAGUUGAAGAGAUGUUUAAUACUGGGGCUACUAUGAGUCCGGCUGAAAUCGGUGAGUUGAUGAUCGUGAAUCGGAACUCACCGAGUCGAGCAAUUAAAUCGGUGAUUAAUGCGCUUCAAACGACGUCGUCUGGGAAUAGUUUUAUGAUGACGGAAAGUUGUAAAGGGACGCCGAAAAACGGGUUUAGAUCCGGAAGAGAAUCCAUUGAUGAAACAGAUGAUUUGAUUGGAGAUAUUGGGUGUAGAGAUGGGGUUAAAGAAAUUAGGAAAUUGUAUGGGUUUUUGAGAAGGAAAAGUGGGAGGAGAUCUGGAUCGUUUGAUUUAGGUACGUGACAAUUAUCGGACGGCUCAGGAUGGUUCUUGAUUUUUUUGUUUUGAAAUUUACUUUUUGGGUUAUUUGUUGUAAAAAUGGAUUAAAAAGGAAUACUAUUAAUGUAAUAAUGUGGGGAAUUUUUUGAUUAAAAAAGUUAGAAAAUGAAAAAAAAAGAAGUAAAAAGGGCAAGAAUAAAAGUGGAAAGUUCAUGACAUGAGCAAAAACUCGUAGAAGUAUACUUUUGUGGGUUUAUAAUUAGUUAAGAAUUUUAUUUUUUUUUUUAAAUUAUGGGGUGAAAACUCAAACCCUAUAAUUAUAAAUUGGGGAUUGUACAUGAUUUUAAAUUGAAAAUUGAAAAAUUAUAAAGUUCAAAGAUUGUAGAUUUCAAUUUAUUUUAUUUAGUUGCUUGAUUGUUAACCCAUUUAAUUUCCUUUGUUCAUCAACAUUAU
Messenger RNA from Amaranthus tricolor (Joseph's coat), 2083 nucleotides. Its product is annotated as AAA-ATPase At2g46620. Gene Ontology annotation, molecular function: ATP hydrolysis activity; ATP binding. NCBI's taxonomy places the organism in Eukaryota, Viridiplantae, Streptophyta, Magnoliopsida, Caryophyllales, Amaranthaceae. The transcript has a single exon. The coding region runs from base 209 to 1654 and encodes 481 amino acids. The record is from RefSeq and is a predicted model, not a curated record.